GAUGGAUUCCGAGCGAGGAGGGUCCGAUCGUGAUUGCAAUCGAGUGCGAUCUCUUUAUUUUCGACUCUCGAUCGGGUCGCAAUCUGGUCUGCCGACGGCUUGGGGCGAUGAGAAUGGCAUUUAUCACCUCAGCGAUUCUGGAAGUCCCGCAGGAAUCUGAAUCCCGUGCUGGCCACGGGCCGAGGACCAUGAUUUAUCAUCAUUGCGGUGAAGUAGACAGGGAGCACGCGAUGACCCCCUGCCUCAUCGGAAGACACUUUUUACAGACGUCGUACUUCGUGGAAUCUCUCGAGAGUUCGAGGAGGUAGAAUCAGAAGAUUUCGCUGCCCUGCCCGUAUCUAGGCGAUGCCACGGCAUGCUCUUCGAGUGAAGUCUCGGGGCGCGAUGUUGUGUUCCAUGGCAGUUUAGUCUCGUGUCUUUCAUGGACCAUCGAGAGGUCAAAGAGUCUGAAGUCGGAACUGCAGAGAGAGAGAGGUGUUUGCUGCUAAAAGGAUGCAAUGAGGUGGCGGACGACGAGAGAAUGGCAACUAUGUCCACGUUUUCUUACCUGCUUGCGUGCUCGCCUCUCCACCCGCUUCCUCCUGCUCCUUCCCCAACCCAUGUCCGAUAGAGUCCUCCUGAAAGAUACAGCCAUCUUCCAUACACAGUCGUCAUCAGCCUCCAUACUGCAUGGCAAAUUAGCAACUUGCCGAGGAUUCUCAGACGCUGAGGUGGAAAUUUCGUGAUUCAUACGGUCCUUCCCCAGAAGACAAGCCCCCGAGGUCAGAUGUUUGCAUUGUGGUUUGACAUGAAAAGACGAAGGGCUCGGGGAAGGAGAUUGAAUGCACUCUCAUUACGUGCCACUGUAUAGAAAGAAACGUGGAUCAGGACCUUACCAGCUUGGAAGGCACGUCCAGGGACCGAGUUCCCGAGCCGAAGAUCUGCAGUUCAGAAAGACACACGAGCGAUCGAGAUGGGGGCAGAUCUGGCAUCGACGUUUUCCAUGGCAUUCUUGCCGGUUGCCAAACUGUUGCUCACCUGUGCAUUUGGAGCCUGGCUUGGUUCCAAGAGUAUGCAGAUUUUGACGGCAGAAAGUCGCAAACACAUGAACAUGAUGGUCUUCCUCGCAUACACGCCAGCAUUGGUUUUCUGCAAAUUGACUUACGCAGUUUCUCUCGAAAAUCUACUAGCCUGGUGGUACAUGCCCGUGAACGUGAUACUGUGUUACACCAUAGGGAGUGGUCUUGCCUUCAUCGUAAUAAGUGUCACAGAGCCACCACCACAUCUGAAGCCCCUCAUUAUCGCUUGCUGCGCCGCAGGUAAUAUAGGUAAUGUGCCUUUGGUCCUCGUUCCGUCAAUUUGCUUGGAAAAGGACAACCCGUUUGGGACGAUGGAGACAUGCAGCAAGAAUGCGGUUGCGUACGUUUCCUUCGGGAUGUGGAUGGGAAUGGUUCUGACAUGGACUUUUAUCUACAACCUUCUCCGACCAGUAGACCAGAAACCCAGCGGAAAUGCCGUUCCAUCGGCUGGCAGCAGUAGUGUGGGUUCCCCACAUUCGAGUGACUUCGGAGAAUUUCAAGCUGGGCUUCACCACAAUGAGUUUCAGGACAUUGGGUUCUCGAAUCAGGUCAUGGCCAACAACUGGAACGCUUCGGCCUCCAAUUUUGCAAAGCCUCAGAGUCCCCCACUUGUCUUGCCUGAGGUUGUUGCCCCCGACCUGAGGUCGGAUCCCAAGGGCUACUUCAUGAGUAUUGCUCAAAAGUACGAUCUCAAAAGAAUCUUCACUCCUCCAACUGCUGCAGCGCUGGCGGGCUUGACCGUAGGAUUGAUACCGCCACUGAAAGCCUUGAUGCUCGGACCUUUACGAGCGAUCACUGACUCUGCUGACAUCAUCGGACAGGCGAUGAUUCCAGUCAUGAACUUGGUUCUCGGUGCGAGCCUUGUGCAAGGAGCUUCGACCUCAGAACUGCCGAUGAAGACGAUCAUGGGGAUCAUAAUCGUUCGACUUUGUGCGCUGCCCGUCAUCGGCAUGAUGAUGAUCAAGAUCGCGCAUGAUUUCGGAUUUCUACCGGAAGACCCGCUGUUCCGGUUCGUUCUCAUGGUUCAGUACACAAUGCCCACGGCCAUGAACGUAGGUACCGUCGCGCAGCUGCAUGGGGUCGGUGAGAAAGAGGUGGCUCUCAUACUCUUCUGGUCUUAUGUCACAGCUUCAGUUUUCAUAACGAUAUGGGUUUUGGUUUACCUCGAAUACACAUUCUCAUGACGAGUACUCUACGGAACUCAACAAGGGUGUGGGCGCAGUAUUCUCUUCUCACAGAACAACACAACCUUCCCAGAGAAUACCGGGAAAAUAACACAAGGACUACCUGACAUGAUAGCAGAAUACAGGCUCAUUGGGAAAUGUGAACAGAAAGAAACCCCAGGAAAGAGUAUCGGAGCACACAAGCUUGACGGGGUAUCCUCACAAUGCUUCGGACACUUCUGACUACACUCCAGACAUGUCCGACCAAUAUGUCAGUCAUUACAAAAUCAAUUUUUGCAAUCCCGAGGCUUCAGCCAUUAUGUAACCCGUUCGGGGUCCUCUAUGAGUUGUCCUCGAAGGAAAAAAAGCUCUUCGUACUGUGGAAGUCGUUACGCAUUCUUAACGGACAUUCCGUACAGAUCAAUAUAGACCACUUGACCAAUCUCAUGUUAAGACUUCCUGCAGUACCAGGUCUUCGACCAUGACAAAAGCAGAAUUGAGGAGCAGUGGAAAAGGUCGGGCCUGCAUAGACAGCGUGUAGCUGCAGCCUAAACAACGUUGAUCCGAGUAGCAGCAAAGGUCAGGACACGAUUGGGGUCUUUGUGAUUGAAAUUGGACAUUCACUGCAGUAUGUUUCUCAUCGUAAUAAAAUAGAGAUCUCAAACGUGACGUCACAUCAAAGCAAUACGCGCUUGCAAUCAUUGUGCAAUCAAGCACACAAACGUGAAACCACCUGUAACUUGAAAGACGGCAUGAAAUGCGGGUGAAGUACAAGAUGGUUAGUUUA
Messenger RNA from Marchantia polymorpha subsp. ruderalis, 3008 nucleotides. NCBI's taxonomy places the organism in Eukaryota, Viridiplantae, Streptophyta, Marchantiopsida, Marchantiales, Marchantiaceae. The record is from the annotation of a GenBank genome assembly.